UGCUCGCCCCUGGCCGCCGCUGUGGCCGUUGCGGGGCGCCCGUCCCCGCCUCCCGGGGGCCAUGCGCUGCCCCUGCUCGGCCUGAGGCGAGGAGCUGCCCGCUGGAGGCGAGGGGCGACGGCCACUCCCCGCGUGGCCUGGGCCGCCCUGAGGGAAGCCGGGCACCUCACCGCCCCGGCGGGAGGAGGGUUUCGGCUCCUCUGUCCCGCGGCCCAGGGACCGGGCGGUGCUUCGCUUCAUGCUGAACAUGAGCCUUGUUAUGAUCAGUGAGAAUGUAAAGCUGGCCCGUGAAUAUGCCUUACUGGGAAAUUAUGACUCUGCGAUGGUCUACUACCAGGGAGUUCUUGACCAAAUGAAUAAGUACCUCUACUCUGUCAGAGAUACAUAUCUGCAACAGAAAUGGCAACAGGUUUGGCAGGAGAUAAGUGUGGAAGCUAAGCAUGUGAAAGAUAUAAUGAAAACACUAGAGAGUUUUAAAUUAGACAGUACUCCAUUGAAAGCUUCACAACAAGAAUUACCAGCUCAUGAUGCAGAAGUCUGGUCUUUGCCAGUACCUGCUGAACGUAGACCUUCGCCAGGACCCAGAAAACGUCAGUCUGCUCAGUGCAGCGAUUGCAGAGGUCACAAUAAUCGUAUAAGUGCAGCUGUCAGAGGCCCUCACCGUCCAUCCUCUCGAAAUCCCAAUGAUAAAGGGAAGGCAGUCCGCAGCCGGGAAAAAAAGGAUCAGCAAAAUAAAGGAAAAGAGGAAAAGAACAAAUCCACAUCUGAGAUUUCAGAGUCUGAACCAAAGAAAUUUGAUAGUACUGGAUAUGAUAAAGAUUUAGUAGAAGCUUUGGAAAGAGAUAUAAUUUCUCAGAAUCCCAACAUUCGAUGGGAUGACAUUGCUGAUUUAGUAGAAGCCAAAAAGCUGCUUAAGGAAGCUGUAGUUUUACCAAUGUGGAUGCCAGAGUUUUUUAAGGGAAUUAGAAGACCAUGGAAGGGCGUGCUGAUGGUUGGUCCUCCUGGUACUGGAAAGACCCUCCUGGCAAAAGCUGUAGCCACUGAAUGCAAGACUACUUUUUUCAAUGUUUCUUCUUCCACACUAACUUCAAAAUACAGAGGAGAAUCUGAGAAACUUGUUCGUCUGCUGUUUGAAAUGGCUCGAUUUUAUGCCCCGACAACUAUAUUUAUUGAUGAGAUAGACUCUAUCUGUAGUCGCAGGGGAACUUCAGAGGAGCAUGAAGCUAGCCGACGUGUCAAGGCAGAACUGCUAGUUCAAAUGGAUGGUGUUGGAGGGGCUACUGAAAAUGAUGAUCCUUCCAAGAUGGUCAUGGUACUUGCUGCUACUAAUUUUCCUUGGGAUAUUGAUGAAGCCCUAAGACGGAGACUAGAAAAGAGAAUUUACAUUCCUUUACCAUCAGCAAAAGGUAGAGAGGAACUCCUAAGAAUAAAUCUGCGAGAGCUGGAACUGGCUGAUGAUGUUGACCUUGCAAAUAUAGCUGAGAAAAUGGAGGGUUAUUCAGGUGCAGACAUUACCAACGUAUGCAGAGAUGCAUCAUUGAUGGCUAUGAGAAGGCGUAUUGAAGGCUUGACACCAGAAGAAAUAAGAAAUCUUUCCCGAGAUGAAAUGCACAUGCCAACAACUAUGGAAGACUUUGAAAUAGCUUUGAAGAAAGUUUCUAAAUCUGUAUCUGCUGCGGACAUUGAGAAAUAUGAGAAAUGGAUAGUUGAAUUUGGAUCAUGCUGAGUUGUCUUAUCUUGAAGAAGCCACCUUACGUCUUAAAACAGCUUUAUAAGUAAUAAGUAGUGUGUCAGUGCACUGCGUGCUCUUUUUAACUUUUGUAAUUUAAGAGCAACAGAUGUCUAAAUAAAUUUUUUUUUUUAAAAUGCAAAU
This is a messenger RNA of Harpia harpyja (harpy eagle), 1873 nucleotides long. It is a transcript of the gene KATNA1, whose product is annotated as katanin catalytic subunit A1. Bases 239 to 1726 code for a protein of 495 amino acids. NCBI's taxonomy places the organism in Eukaryota, Metazoa, Chordata, Aves, Accipitriformes, Accipitridae. Gene Ontology annotation, biological process: microtubule severing. The record is from RefSeq and is a predicted model, not a curated record. The transcript has 11 exons. Gene Ontology annotation, molecular function: ATP hydrolysis activity; ATP binding; microtubule binding. Gene Ontology annotation, cellular component: microtubule cytoskeleton.